CUCUCUUUUCUUUUAUCUAUUCUAUUUCUUUCUCUGCUUUCCCUCUUGCAACUACAACCAUCUCUAUUUAAUAAAGUAAAAUGAAAAUAUAUUAUAUGUAUGGUAUAUUGGAAUGGUUGAAGAGACAAAAUUCUGUAAGCAACUUGUCUUCUGCACUGUCUAUCUAUUAUCUUCUGCCUCUGAUCCUCUGAUUAUCCCUUUACUUUGGCCAGCAAACAUAUAUCAGGCAGUCCCCCACUGCUCAAAAUGGCAAUCUAUGAAGCGUAGCUGCUGUGCUGAAAUGUUUAAAUUCACCUCACCCUUAUAAACGAGUAUUUAAUUCUGAUAUGUGGGUAUGUACCAUAGUUGAAACUGGAAACUGGGAUACCAGUCAUGAUUAAUUAGAAAGCUUUUAGAAAGAGGAUGCAAUACUGUCAAAUAGAUGCUUGUUUUGACUGCAGUUUUUUUUUUUUUUUUGAAACUUUACAGUGCGCAUGAAAUUUCCAUAAGCAACCAAAAGGAUGUCAUGUCAGAUUAUUUCCCGCACUAGAAAUAUACAUACAUAUAUAUAUAUAUAUUAUUAAACUAUAUAGUUUAAAUAUGCUUCACUAAUAUCUCAAAUGCUCCCCAUCUGCAGAAAUAUAUAUCCAUACACACCCACCAAACUGACCCAGAAAGCCUUAUCUUUUCCAAACUCCACAUUACUGAUUACACCUCUUUUCAACUUUAGAAAUUUUAUUAUUUUAUGUUAAGCUAUUCUUUUUUUCUUACAUUUUUUGACAUUUAUUUUAAGUCCUAAUACAAAGUAUUUGUUGGAUUAUAAUACUAGUUCUUUUUUUUGUUUCUCUUCCUAUCUAUAUAAGCAUGCAUACCUUUUAACAAUAUUACUGAGGGUGUCAACUAUGUUUAUAUCCAGAAUAGCUUAAGGUAGAUGAAAAAUCUAAUUCCCUUAACUCGUCGAAUGCAUGAUUUUGUUUAUGGUUUCAUGCUUAUCAUUCAGUUUCCAUGACCGAUGCUUCGUGAUCAAGAAUUAGAGAGGAUUUGAUCCAACUUAGUCUCUGUUAAAAGAAUUGCAACAAAUAUUUUUCACUUGUAAGCGUCUUUUUGUCAAAGCCAAUCUCAACCAGUUGCAGUAGGAUCUGGAUUUGAAAAAAAGUUUCAGCCAUGGAUGGCUUGGGAUGGGAUGAAUUAAAUUCAUUGCCCGUUUGGAACAGUCAGCCAAAUGAUGUAGAAGACAGUUUCCUAAUUUCCAACUCAAAUUCUUCCGUUUAUGGUGACAAGAUCAAUCUGCCAGAUGAUAUCUUCGUUAAUUCAAUUCAAGAACUCCAAGAAGCUCAGCCAUCCCUUGUGAAUCCAGAUGCGGAUAUAGUAUCUGAAAUGGUUAAUCCACAACCAGUUCCUGCAUCAGCUUGUGGCUUAACACAAGAAUGGUGCUCUUCUCCAUUGUUGAAUAGCUCAGCCUAUGGUUUGAGCUCAUCAAACGCUUCAGUUUCUGAUAUUGGAAGCAUGGCGGUUCACUCACAAGUCAUCAAUGGUUUACCAAAUGGAAACGCUGUCGCUGGUGCUACAACAACAACAGCAAGCUCUCUUGAGACCCUUGAAUGCUUGCUCUCAGCUACUAAUAGCAACACUGAUACAUCAGUUGAAGAUGAUGGGCUUUCAAUGAUAUUCUCUGAUUGCAAGAGCUUAUGGAAUUCUGUUGCUACUACCAGUACUACUGCUCCAGUCUCAUCCGGAGAGUCCCAGAGUUGUUCGGAUCAAUAUACCAACAAUAUGAAACAAUCGGAAACAAACUCUGGCUCUUCAAAGAGAAGCAAUGAUUAUCAAAGUGAGUUCAAAGUUGGUCUAAAUCGUGUUUACUCCAAUAUUUCCGCUGCAACAAGUGGUGGUUUUAGGCUUAUUGAUGAGAACCCACCAAAAGCAAAGAAACCCAGAUUAGAAAAGGCGCUCCCGAGCUCAUCCAACAUAAAUUUUCAACUGCCAAGUUCAUCAGCAUCAUCUUCCAUUGAUGAACCUGACCCAGAGGCCAUUGCACAAAUGAAAGAGAUGAUAUAUCGGGCUGCAGCGUUCAGGCCUGUGAACUUAGGCAUGGAAGUGAUGGAGAAACCAAAAAGGAAGAACGUGAGAAUCUCAACGGAUCCACAAACAGUGGCUGCAAGGCAAAGGAGGGAAAGGAUAAGUGAGAGAAUUAGGGUUUUGCAGAGGUUGGUCCCUGGUGGGAACAAGAUGGAUACGGCAUCAAUGCUUGAUGAGGCUGCAAAUUACCUAAAGUUCCUCAGGUCCCAAGUCAAGGCACUAGAGAACCUAGGCCACCCAAUGACUGCUUUCAAUCCUUCACCAAUCAACCAGUCUCUCCCCAUGCAAACACAUAAUUUUAUACUCUUAAACCAUAAUUAUAUCCGCCACCCAAUAGACUUCAAAAAACACUACCCAUGAGAAAGUUCAUCAUCUUUCAUAUUUCAUCACUACUGAUUAACAUGCAAAAGAAAAGCAGUCUGACAACAUGCAUUACCGCAUCAGAAACUAAUUCCAAAUCCCUCAUCUUUUUCAUUAUUACAUCUGUAAUCUAGAGUUAGAAACUCUUCCUUUUUCUUGACAACUUUUUUUAUAUGAAAAAGGGUUAGUAAUUAUUGCACUUAUGAUUAAGAUCAAGGACCAGAAAGUAGUGAUUAGGAUCCUUUUACUCUUUGUUUAAUGUAUUCUCUGCACUUAAAAGCUUUCUUUUUGUUGGAGCUUUUUAAAUGGUAGUGGGUUUUUCAAUGUGUACUUUAUCUAGGUAAUAAAACCAAGAAACAUUCUCUAAAA
Gossypium raimondii (Peruvian cotton) is the source of this 2784-nucleotide messenger RNA. Its product is annotated as transcription factor bHLH87. Lineage: Eukaryota; Viridiplantae; Streptophyta; Magnoliopsida; Malvales; Malvaceae. The transcript is spliced from 2 exons. Gene Ontology annotation, molecular function: DNA-binding transcription factor activity; protein dimerization activity. The record is from RefSeq and is a predicted model, not a curated record. Gene Ontology annotation, biological process: regulation of DNA-templated transcription. Bases 1144 to 2415 code for a protein of 423 amino acids.